Molecule: messenger RNA, 550 nt
Organism: Exaiptasia diaphana
Lineage: Eukaryota; Metazoa; Cnidaria; Anthozoa; Actiniaria; Aiptasiidae
Product: CD59 glycoprotein
Exons: 2
Coding region: 66-410 (114 amino acids)
Source: RefSeq, a predicted model, not a curated record
CCCAAAAGAGAUUUGAACGCUUUUGUUUGAUACCUUGUUGGUUUUCUCGACUUCUAUUCAUCAUCAUGAAGACUCUGCUUGCUUUGUGCCUUUUAGCGAUGGUUAUUCAUUCAGCUGUUUCUAUCAAGUGCUACGUUUGUUCCGACAACGAUGGAAAUUGCAAGAAAAAUGAAAUAAGCUGUAGCUCAAGCUACGAUAGAUGUGCCAAAGUUUUCGGCAAUGGUGAUUCCAAGGCUGUGGCAAAAACAUGCUCAAGUGAAGCUGGCUGUAAUGCAGCGAAAUCGUUAUGCGAGAAUUCUGGCAAGUGUGGCGUGUCGUGCUGCGAGGGAGAUUUGUGUAACGCAACAAACAACAUGAAGCCGUUGAUGUUUGUCACCAUCCUGGCUCCAAUCCUUGCCUACUUUUUGUAAAACAAGAGAGUGACGUAACUAGAUGACUCAUUKGUAAUUAAGAAUUUUAGUUUAUUAGCUUUAGUUGAUUUUGAUUAAAAUUGUUAUCAAAUUCACUGUCAGGUCAAAAACAGUAAAGUUUUUUUAUACUGAUUAUUUGU